UACUAGAUGUUUUGAAAUGUGUCUUUAUCGUAUAUAAUUAGGGUAUUCUGCGUGCUGUUUGUUACUUUAUUUUAUUUUAUUUCAGCUGGUUACAAACAAAGCCAGUACACUAAUCUGACGCACCAUGUGUUUUUUGAUAAUACAUAUAUGCAAAUAUUGAGUCAUACCCUUUGUGUGUGUGACAUGCUCUUUAAUACGCAUGUAUUACAUGCCUCAGAUAACAUACGAUAAUACUUCAGGAAAAUAUUAAAUGGUUGUUUAUCCACAUUUGUGUACGUUUUCCAUGCAGUUUUGUCACGUGCUUUUGUCAUGUUUUUUGUAUUAUAUACAUCAUUUCAGCAUCAUUAAAACAUGAUGGCCUGGAUGAUUGCAUUGAAAUACGUGAUAUUAAAUAGUUUCAGAUUCAAAUUAAAUAAACCUGCAUAAAACGGCUUUCGCCUAAAAGGGGACAGGCCUCUUUAAACUGAUUUAAGCAUGAGCGCAAGUAAGUACUUGCUUGAGAUGUUUGCUUAUGUGAUGCGUAACUAAUUUCUUUUGAUCUUUCGAAUGACUGUCGUGAAAAACAACCUGGAGUAUCAAGAAAUAUUAUUAUCUUUUUUGAUAUUGAAGGUUUGCAAUACUUUCCCUUAUAAACCUAGGCCUAGUUAAUAUGCAUCGACGCUACUAUGUGUUAUAGCUAUUUACAGUGUUUUUUUAAUGAAUAUGAGUAGGCCUACUUUUUUUUUAAUGAAUGUAAAAAAAAUGUUAUGGAACGUUUGCAGUUAACAACCAUUUUGGUUAAAAUACACAUUGUUCAAUGUUAUAAUCUACUUACAACUGCAAACAAGUGCACAGUACUACUCCGGGAAUAAAAUCGAAACUUAUGUAUAUGGGCAGGAUCCCGAUUAACAAUUUUGAUCUAUUCUUCAUUUUGUGUGUGUUAAAGCAAAAAAAGUUUCAAUACUUUCUCUCUCUCUGCUCAGCUAAUAAGAGAAAGUAGGAACAGAGACAGGAGUGGCCAUGAAGGACUUUCCUAAUAUUGUGGAAGGAAUCAAAAAUGAAUAAAGAGAUAGUGCUUUGAAAGCAUUUGAAUGCCAUGACAACUAGGGACAACCUCAGAUUUAUUCCAAACAGUUAGAACACAUUGUGCAAGAGCGUCAAUCAUCUAUUAUGUAGCUCCUGAAAUAAAUGCAAAAACUGAGGCCGGACAAAGGCUUCCAAAAAGAGCCGGACAUUUGUCUACAUCUCUGCCAUUGUCCGCAGCUUAGCAAUCGGUUUGUAUUUGUGUUUGCCUGGGUCCGACCACCCAGGAUGCGCAAAAGACUUGCUGAAAACGUGAAACAUUGUCACCCACAUCACAUACUAGGCAGAGAAGCAAUGAGAAAAACUCAACGAAACGGAAACACAAAUCAGGAAAGACAAGCAAAGUUUUCAAAAAAUAAAAAUCAGGUAUGUUCCAGAUAGGAGCAUGUUAGGUAGUACUAUAAAACCAGCAAUUAAACACAAAUGAUUCUUGUUCUUUAAUCUAGAUACAAAUACAAAUCGUUUUUGAACAAAAACAUCUGUUAUAUGAACAAAUAUAAAAAUCAAGAAAAACAGAAUAAAAUUCAUUGUGUAUUCAGGGACCUUGACUUAUUAAGAACUCAAUCGAAUAAAGGUCAACUGUAAUUUUACCUCCAAACGGCAGAUCUCUUUAUAUUCGCAGAUGUAUUAUUUAUUAAAGGUUAGAUAUACAAUCAUGACCAUGGUACUGUGUUGAACACGGCUUACCAGCAACAAUAACGAUGAAAACAGCGGCAACAACAACAGUGAUAAUAAUAAUAACGCCAGUAAUAAUAACAAUACUAAUUACUAUUAUUAGUAUUAUUAUUAUUAGUAUUAUGCAAUAUGGUUGAAUCACGUAGGCUACAUGUGGUUUAAUAUUUCAUUUAUUGUACAUCAGACAUGAUAAUUUGCAUGGGCCUAUCAGAAUGUACACGUAUGUACAGGUGCGAAACUGAUUUAUUGAUAAUGCGCUUAGCAAGACUGUGGAUUAAUGCUCUUAAGCCAGCACUUAGAUUAAAAUAUUGACUCUAACAUACUCGCUCCGAUUUCCUCCACCUUCAUCGAUGUUCUUUUACUGUUUGUUUACUUUAUACUUGGAUGUACUUCUUAAAACAAUCUGCCAGCUGUUCUCAGCUCAGUGCUUACAUUAAAUUUAUUUGUAUGUAAAUGCUGGAAGAACACGUCACUCCCCAUAUUUACAUUUAAUUGACGUUUUAUGCCACCCAUCAAAUUCAGAACUACCAAUAGCAAUAGUUUCGAAUCAGAAUAAAACCUACAAUUUCACAUCAGCAAACACUGUCUUCAUCCACUUGACUCCGAAGACCCGCCCACGCGUGGUCAGGAUUUUUUUUGCUUUUUGUGUGUUUUUUUCCACUGCAGGUUCAUAUGUGGAGAAAAACCUUAUAUGGACUGAUCAGCCCGGUAGAGCCUUGUUUCUACUUGGCAAGCGCCAGCAGUAGAGCUCCCAUUCACAUCGCUAACACUCCCGCAGGACGUACAGGGCUGAUUCCUUCACUGCUCUAUUAGCUAAAUGGCCAGUGGUCAAAUGGUCAUUCGCCUCAACGGUCGCUAAAUCGGUGUCUGUAGUUUUUCAGUCCCAUUCACCUCAGAUUUAAUUCCCCUUUCUUAUGCUCUGCAAAUUUCGGAUUAUCAAACCGCUUGUGCAUCUCGAUAUAUUUCCGCAAAAAUGUCGUUGACAAACACAAAGACUGGCUUUUCUGUGAAGGACAUACUGGACCUUCCCGAUACGAAUGAUGAGGAAGGAUCUAUCGCGGAAGAUGCAGAGGAAGAUACGGAGGAAUCUGAAGUAACAGAGACCACUGGAGUCCUGCUUAAAAGUCCCAUGGAGAAUGUUAAAAAUCUGUCUAUAAAGAGCCACUUUCACAGUCAUAGCGAUAACUGUUACACAAGAUGGCUUGCCACUACGGAUGCAAUUCAUUACUCAUUGCAUGGUCUGACAGCCAGUUCUCAUCGGGACUUAUCUGACAAGGAACCUUCCGCUGACGAAUCGCAAGACAACGACAAAGAAACUUCAAACAUCAGUGGUGACUCCGGCAAGAAGAGAAAGAGAAGAGUUUUAUUUUCCAAGGCGCAGACAUAUGAACUAGAGCGGCGAUUCAGGCAACAGCGAUAUCUUUCAGCGCCCGAAAGAGAACAUCUUGCUAGUUUAAUCCGCCUGACUCCAACACAAGUGAAAAUCUGGUUCCAGAAUCAUCGAUACAAAAUGAAAAGAGCUCGGACUGAAAAAGGUAUGGAAGUGGGCCAUCUCCCCUCCCCAAGGCGUAUAGCUGUACCUGUUUUAGUGAGGGACGGCAAGCCUUGCCAAACUCUUAAACCUCAGGAUUUCGCGGCUACUCUUCACGCUGGGAUCACUUUGUCGGCAUACAGUGCACAGUCCCUGCAGCAUAUGCAAUAUACAGCUCACUAUAGCUCUGCCGCCAUAUCACCAUUUCCUACAGCGCAUCAACUGGCGCAAACACAGCAGUGGACUUGGUGAACCACUGAUGCUUCAUCUCAGCUUUACAAGGUGGAAACAAAGACUGCAUUUUUGAACUUUUAACCUCUAUUUCCUAUUUUGGAGACUAUAUGAUCGCCCAGUUUUACAUCACAAAGAAUGGGUUUACAUAAACGAAUGUCAUUGCUCGUAUUAUCAUUUUAUAUAGUAAAUUUAUGUGUUGUAUGCAAGUUUGCUAUUUGCGUGACUCGUGUAUUCAGCACGUGUACCACUUUAAAUUAAUCAACAUUUUGUAAAGAAACACUUGAGCUCCUUUGUAUUAAAUCUACGUAUUUAUGGUUAUGGAUGAUCCUGCGAUUUUUAAAGUUCGUUUAGUUAAUUUUCUUUUUGUGAGGAUAUUAAUGGUAUUUGGUUUUCAAAUUGGGCUUUUCAUUAAGCUCAAUAAGACAGACACAUUUUGGAAAAAAAAUAUGGCAAGCAGUUUCUGGAUAUAAAGGUGUGUAUUUUAUAGUUAAAGUUGGCAUUGACUAAUAAACUCACAGUUUUUAU
Brienomyrus brachyistius is the source of this 4027-nucleotide messenger RNA. RefSeq names its product homeobox protein Nkx-2.2a-like. Gene Ontology annotation, cellular component: nucleus. The record is from RefSeq and is a predicted model, not a curated record. Gene Ontology annotation, molecular function: RNA polymerase II cis-regulatory region sequence-specific DNA binding; DNA-binding transcription factor activity, RNA polymerase II-specific. Bases 2711 to 3520 code for a protein of 269 amino acids. Lineage: Eukaryota; Metazoa; Chordata; Actinopteri; Osteoglossiformes; Mormyridae. Gene Ontology annotation, biological process: regulation of transcription by RNA polymerase II; cell differentiation. The transcript is spliced from 2 exons.